Messenger RNA from Alosa sapidissima (American shad), 2396 nucleotides. RefSeq lists its product as uncharacterized. Gene Ontology annotation, biological process: proteolysis. Gene Ontology annotation, cellular component: cytosol. Gene Ontology annotation, molecular function: metallodipeptidase activity. The coding region runs from base 179 to 1741 and encodes 520 amino acids. The record is from RefSeq and is a predicted model, not a curated record. Lineage: Eukaryota; Metazoa; Chordata; Actinopteri; Clupeiformes; Clupeidae. The transcript is spliced from 13 exons.
UAACUUGACCUGUUGGCCUCCCCUGGACUGGAUGGGACUCGGGGAGUCACUGUGCCAUCAAAUGUCACUGGAGGCCAUUGACUGUAUCCUGCCUGUGAGGACAUGUCCUGCAGAAAUGGAGAAAAUUGAGUGUGGCAGCUUAGUUGGCUGAUUUCCAAGAAACUUUCAUUAAGUGGUGAUGAUGACCCUCCAGGAGGUCUUCUGGGUCCACAAACCAAAGUAUAUAACACGCGCGACCGUGAGACAGCUCGACCAUCAACUUUCCCCAAACAAGAUGUUUGUCGUUACUUUACUCGCGGUAAUACCUGCGAUAAUAAACGCUCAUCCAUUUGAUGAACUACACCAAUAUGUGGAUGAUCAUGUGGAGGAUUAUGUAGAGGCUUUGAGGCAGUGGGUGGCGGUGGAGAGUGACUCCAGUGAUGUCACCAAGAGGCCGGACCUACACCGCAUGAUGGACAUGACUGCAGAGAAGUUAAAAGGCAUGGGGGCGGAGGUGGAAAUGGUGGACAUUGGAACACAAGAGCUUCCUGAUGGCACAACCCUCCCACUCCCGAAAGUGGUCACUGCCCAAAUCGGUAACGAUUCCAAUAAACACACAGUGUGCAUUUAUGGACAUGUAGAUGUCCAACCAGCUAAGAAGGAGGAUGGGUGGGCCACUGAUCCUUAUAACCUGACUGACAUCGAUGGGAAACUUUAUGGUAGAGGAGCAUCUGACAAUAAGGCUCCAGUCCUAGCUUGGAUACACGCAGUAGAGGCCUACCAGGCUCUGAAUUUGGACCUGCCAGUAAAUGUCAAGUUCAUCAUUGAGGGGAUGGAGGAGACUGGCUCCAAUGGUCUGGACUCAAUGAUAGUGGCAAAGCGGGACACAUUCUUCUCCGAUGUGGAUUACAUCAUCAUUUCAGACUGUGGUUGGCUGAGCCGGAGGCCUGCGCUUACCUAUGGUACCCGAGGAAACUGUUACUUCUUUGCAGAGGUAGAAGGACCUAAGCAGGACUUACACUCUGGGGUUUAUGGGGGCACUGUGAUCGAACCCAUGACAGACCUAAUUGGCAUCUUAGACUCUUUAAUCAGCCCCAGUGGAAAGAUCCUUGUUCCUGGGAUCAGAGAGGCUGUGGCUCCCUUCUCCGAUGAGGAAUGGAAAAUGUAUCAGGACAUUGAGUUUGACGUGGAUACCUAUAAGUCUAAGAUUGGGAUCGAUCAACUUAUGUACAACAACAAAGUGGACUUGCUGGCUCAUCGAUGGCGCCAUCCCACCGUAUCCAUACAUGGCAUAGAGGGUGCCUUCUCUGCUUCUGGCUCAAAGACAGUCAUUCCUGCAAAGGUCAUUGGCAAAUUCUCCAUCCGACAGGUCCCUGAUAUGGACCCCGCCAUGGUCAAAAAGCAGGUGACAGACUACUUGCACUCAGUGUUUACAAAACGGAAGAGUCCCAACAAGUUAACAGUGACAAUGAUCAUUGGGGCCAAACCCUGGUUGGCGGACACCAAGCAUCCUCUGUAUGAGGCAGGAAUCGCUGCUGUAAAGAGAGUUUUUCAGGUGGAGCCAGAUCUGAUUCGUGAGGGAGGCACAAUUCCAAUUGCUCGGACCUUCCAAGAUGUGACAAAGAAGAACAUCAUUAUGCUUCCCAUUGGAGGCUUUGAUGACGGACUUCAUUCCCAGAAUGAGAAAAUGAGCAGGUACAACUACAUUGAAGGGACAAAGCUGUUCAUCUCCUAUCUUCAUGAAGUAGCUGAAAUCAAGUAGUAAACAUGUGUUGAAUGAAUGAUGAACACCCUCAAAGUCUUAUAUUCUUAAAUACUGCCGAACAUUAUUCGCACUAAUAAGCAUGAUAUGGUCAACAGCUUUUAUUAAGAGGCAUCAUUUUUACUGGAUUGUUUGUGUCAGUAGGUAUCUCUAACUGAUCAACGGAGCAGCAUUUAUCUAUGUAUGUUUUUUUCCUGUUGAUAAUGUAUAUAGAUACAACUGCCUCAUAAAUAAAGAUGUUCUGAAAGACUGGUUACUUUCCCAGAUAUCGGUCAUUAGUAAACACAUUACUCAGUGAUGUUAGCAAAUAUUUUAUUUCUGUUGUUCAUAUCAGUCUUUAUGAUUACACAAGUGGUUCCCACCACACACAGUCAACAUGUCUUGGUCUGAUAUUACACCAGCAUUAAAAAAUGCUUCUAAGAGGAUUUGCUUUUUUCGGAUUGUGUGCUGUGCACUGACAAAUAAAGGUGCAACAGCAUGCCCUGAAAUGAUCAUUUAAAAAGAUUAUGUCUGGGCAACUUCACAGUAUAAGGUCAUUUGUGCAUAAUGAAUUAGUCAGGAGUCAGUAUGAAUCCUUCUUUCAAUGUAUACAGAUUUGUAAUACAUAUGUUGUAUUGUGUAAAAUGUUAUAAAACUUUACAAAAAAUAUCAUCAA